GGGCUGCAGGUGGGAGGAGAGUCCGGGAGCAAGUCGGGCUGUUCGGUUCCCUCCACGGCCUGGAAGCGGAGAAGCAACUGGGCUGAAGCCUCUCAGCUGCGGCUGCUGCAGGUUCCUUCCCUCCCCAAAUGGAAGCCCACUGGUGCUGCAGGCUGGGAAACUGGGGGCUGCAAUUUCUGCUGGUGGGAAGAUUGAAAAAGCCUCUUUCAAGUGGAGACAAACAGGAUGGCAAUAAGAGCACUCGGGACAACUGUAAAUAACAAGCAACGUUGAAAAGGGAAGAAAAUCAAGCCAGAAAUCAAAAUAUUUUUCAUUUCUUUCAGAAAACCGCACAAUUCUCCUCCUCCUCCUCCAGUAGCUGUUAGACAAACAAGAGAAAAUCAAGAAAGAUUUCAAACUCGAAUAAGAAGAUUAUGCAGAACUCAAGGAUACAUUACAUGAAAAGUCAGAGGAGAUUAUUUUUCAACCAGCAAAAAAGGGAAAUAUCUGGAAGUCAGUGGGGAGGAAAAGGUCAAUAGUAAAGCCACGGAGUGGAGACAGGAAUGCAGGGCACACCCUGUCAGGAAGAAAAUGGCUUAAAUGGAAGCAUCACUAAACAAGGCGUUGAACAUAUUUUUGACUUUCUCAAGAAUAUCAGCUGUGGAAAAGCUCCAUAGAUUUGCCUAUUGUGGGAAAAGCACAGAUUCCAAAUCACAGCUGAUUAGGUAAUGAGGAGCUAGACAGGAGAAAAGCCAUACACAUUAUCUCAGUGUAGCAAAAACUGGUCAGAACAACUCCCUUGUGGUUCAUGGAAACAACCACACAAGGGGGAAGCCAUAAAAGUGCUCCCAAUACAGUAAAUGCUAUAGUGAGUAUGGCAACUGCAGAUUGUGUUAAAGUUUCAUUAGAAAUUCCCAGGUCCUGAGACACUAAAGGACGCAGACACAGGAAUAAAACCAUUUGAACAUCCUUUCUGUGGGCAAAGUUUCAGUGAGAAUUCCAAUCUCGUGAAGCACCUGAGACCCACAAAGAAGGGAACCAUUUGAAUGUGCUGACUGGGUAAAAAAAUUCAGUCACAAUUCCAGUCUGGUGAUCCAUCAGUGGAUUGACUCCAGGGAGAAACUGUACGAAUGUCUAGAUUGUGGGAAAAGCUUCAUUAGAAAUGUCCAUCUCAGAGACGGACAGGAAACUCAGAGAACUCCACAGGAAAAAAGAAACAUUUGAAUGACCUUUCUCUGGGGAAAAGUUUCCUGAUUGAAACUUCCAGCUUCAACAAAUACCAGACGACUCACAUAGUGGGAAAACUUUCAGUUGUAAUUCAAACCUUGGUGAUACACCAGAGGAAACCCAAAGGAGACUGUCCUAUCUGUGGGAAAAGUUUUUGUGAUAAUUCCAGGCUGGUGAGACACCAGAAGACUCACACAGGAGAGAAACCCUUUCAAUGUUCUGAUUGUGGGAAAUGUUUUAUUAGAAAUUCCCACCUCAUGAGACACCAGAGGACUCACACAGGAGAGAAUGUCCUAUUUGUAUGAAAAUGUUUAGUGAUAAUUCCACAAUGAUGAAACACCAAAGAACUCACAAAGGAGAGAAACAUUUUCAAUGUCCUGAUUGUGGAAAGACUUUCAUUAGAAAUUCCCACUUUAUGAUACACCAGAGGACUCACACAGGAGAGAAACCCUUUGAAUGUCCUAUCUGUGGGAAAAGUUUUAGUGAUAAUUCCAGGCUGCUGAGACACCAGAGGACUCACACGGGAGAGAAACCCUUUGAAUGUCCUGAUUGUGGGAAAGGUUUCAGUCAUAAUUCCAGCCUGGUUCAACACCAGAGUAUUCACACAGGAGAGAAACCAUUUGAAUGUCCUGACUGUGGAAAGGGUUUUAGUCGAAAUUCCCAACUCAUGAACCACCAGAGGAGUCACACAGGAGAGAAACCUUUUGAAUGUCCUAUCUGUGGGAAAAGUUUUAAUGAUAAUUCCAGCCUGGUGAAACAUCAGAAGACUCACACAGGAGAGAAACCCUUUGAAUGUCCAGACUGUGGAAAAGGUUUUAAUGAUAAUUCCAACCUCACAAGACACCAGAGUAUUCACACAGGAGAGAAACCCUUUGAAUGUUGUGUCUGUGGGAAACGUUUCAAUCAGAAUUCCUGCCUGGUAAUACAUCAGAGGACUCACACAGGAGAGAAACCCUUUGAAUGUUGUGACUGUGGGAAAAGUUUCAGUCAGAAUUCCCACCUUAUAUAUCACCGGAGUAUUCACACAGGAGAUAAACCUUUUGAAUGUCCAGACUGUGGAAAAGGUUUUAGUCAGAAUUCCCACCUCAUGAGACAUCAGAGGACUCACACAGGAGAGAAACCCUUUGAAUGUUGGUACUGUGGGAAAAGUUUCAGUCAGAAUUCCCACCUUAUAUAUCACCAGAGUAUUCACACAGGAGAGAAACCUUUUGAAUGUCCAGACUGUGGAAAAGGUUUUAGUCAGAAUUCUCACCUCAUGAGACAUCAGAGGAGUCACACAGGAGAGAAACCCUUUGAAUGUCCUAACUGUGGGAAAUGUUACAGUCAGAAUUCCCAUCUGGUGAUACACCAGAGGACUCACACAGGUGAGAAACCCUUUGAAUGUCCUAUCUGUGGGAAAAGCUUUAGUGAUAAUUCCAGCCUGGUGACACACCAGAGGACUCACACAGGGGAGAAACCCUUUGAAUGUCCUGAUUGUGGGAAAAGUUUUAGUCUGAGUUCCAGCCUGGUGAGACACCAGAGGACUCACACAGGAGAGAAACCCUUCGAAUGUCCUAUUUGUGGGAAACAUUACAGUCAGAAUUCCCAACUGGUGAUACAUCAGAGGAUUCACACAGGAGAUAAACCCUUUGAAUGUCAUAUCUGUGGGGGAAGUUUUAGUAAUAAUUCUAGCCUGGUGAAACACCAGAGGACUCACACAGGAGGGAAACCCUUUGAAUGUCCUGACUGGGAGAAGUUUCAGUCGUAAUUCCCACCUGGUGAUAGGAGGAGCCACACAGGAUAGAAACCCUUUGAAUGUUGUGACUGUGGGAAAAGUUUCAGUCAGAAUUCCCACCUUAUAUAUCACCAGAGUGGACUUCCAGUUGACAUAGCGGCGAGAACGGCUGGAAAAUAGCAGGCUCCUUGUGAAAUCCAGCUGGUAACUGCUGCUGGGGGACCCUAUGGGGUCAUAACCGCCUUGACGGGGCGGUGAAGGUAGGAGAAGCGCUUCGCUGACCACGAGGAAUCUGCAAAUUCCUUGUUUUAGUCCGAAGCAACCUCUCCCAAACGACAGCAGGGACGACUGCCAUUUUUCUCUGGGACAAUGGGACCACAAGAUUUGUGCUGGAGUGGUGUAUGGACAGAGCAUUGAAACUGGGUGAGAUAAUAGAGACUUUUACCUUAAAGAGCUGAUGCAAAUGCAAGAUAGAUAACUAUCUUAGAUAACCCUAAGAUAGCGGUGGAUUGACACACGGAGAAAAAAACUGCAGACAAUUAAGAGGCAAAAGAAGCCCAAGAGACGCUAAAAAGCAUAGAACGCUUGAAAAAAAAGCUUAGACAAUUUGAAAAGUGAUUCUUGGGAGAAAUUGUUUUGUCUAUUUGUAUUUUUAAACCCCCUGGAUUUAUUGAUAAUCAGCUGUUUUUGACAGACUAUAUAAUGUGAGAUUUGGCAAUAAGAGUACCACCUAUUGGAUGAAGUGAAGUACUACAGCAGUUGCAGCAUACUUAGUGAAAGUGAAUUUAAUAUACACAAAGUCUAAUACACAGAAUAGAAGCAAUAACAUCUGGAAGACGACCUGACCUUGAUUUUAUGUUACGACUUGGAUAACUGAGAGAAUAUCUGAUGAAUUUCUUUUUUCCUUUUUUUUCUCUUCUGAAGACUUCAAAAGGAACUUACACAUAACUAAACAUUAUUAAAAUUGGCUAUUGGAUCAUAGAUUUGAAAGAUUGGGGAAAUAUAGUGGACUAAUCUGGACUUGGACUUUUAAUGUUAUUUAACAGAACACUCUACGAGUCAAAAGAAGAAAGGUGUUAAAGGAAAAGGGGGAGAAAGGAAGAAAAUUUAGACAAUUGGGAAAAUAUAUAAUAGGGAAACUUCAAAGUUGUGAAUUAAAAACUUAAGAGUAUAAAAGGAGGUUUAAAAUAUUGGGAUAUUGGAAUUAUAGAAAUAUAUUGAAUAAUUUUCAUUAAAUUGUCAAAAUGGAUAUAGAGGUACAUGAAGAUAUAAUUUUGAUGAUAAAAAGUAUGAGGGAAUCUUUAAAGAAUGAUAAAAAUGAAUGUAGAAGUUACUCAACAAGUGGGGGGAAAAGAUACUCAAGAAAUAGGUGAGAAUUUAGAAGAAAUUCAAAAUGAGACGCAAGAAGCUAAAGAAGAGAAAGGAAUAAAGAGGAACCAGUUAGAGAACUCCUCAAAAGCUUACAAAAGAAUAGAGAGAAAAGAGAAAAAUUCUCCCCCCAAAAAGAAAGAUUAAAAAAAAAAUCUUUUUAAAAAAAGAAAGAAAUUUUGUUGGGGUGUUCAAACAAUACAGCAGAAACAGAUAAAGGAUAUCCAGAAGGUAAUGUUCAGUAGACAUAAACACAACAAAAAGAGCUUUAGGAUUCCAAGAGAGAGAGAUAAAUGGCUGAUUAAAAAGUCAAUAGAUGAUGGGAUUGUAAAAAGGUUAAGAGAUGAUGGAUACUAAGAAAAUAAAAGAAAAUAUAAGAAAUUACUAAAAGGGAAAAUAGUAGUAUAUGUAUAGAAUAAGUUAAGAUCAAUAGAUGGGAAUUUAGGAUUAGGAAAUUCAGCGGUUUUAUUAAUAUUUAUAGUAUGUUAAAAUAUAUUGUGAAUUUUUAUAUUAAGGAUUGAAAAUUGGGAUUUUGAGAUCUACACCCUGAAUUGAUUUAAUGUUGUUAAUAUUUGGUGUCAUUAGUAAUUAUACACAUUUGGAUGGAAGUUAAUAAUAGCAUUUAGUAGUGGAAUAAAUACAUGGCGUAAAGAAAUAUUUAUGUUUAAAUGAAUUAAUGGGAAAAUGAUAAAAGAUUAUGAAAAGAGAAUAACAGUUGAAAUUGGAAGACUAAGACUAUACAUAUUGAUUUGUAUUAUUGUUAAUAUGGAAAAAGGUUAAGAGAUGAUGGAAAUAAGAAAAUGUAAGAAAAUAUAAAUUACUAAUAGGGGAAAUAGUAGUAUAUAUAUAAAAUAAAGAUUAGUCGAAGGAAAUUUGGAAUUAGGAAAUUUAGACUAUAAAUUUAUUUAUAGUCUGUUAAAAUAUAUUGCAAAUGUUUAUAUUAAGGAUUGGAAAUUGGGGGGACUUUGAGAUAUACUCCGGGAUUGAUUUAAUAUUGUUAAUAUUUGGUGUUAUUAAUAAUCCUACACAUUUGGAUGAAAGUUAAUAAUAGCAUUUUAGUAGGGGAACAAAUAAAUGACAUAAAGAAAUGUUAUUUAUAUUUAAAUGGAUUAAUGGGGAAAUGAUAAAAGAUUAUGAAAUGAGAAUAGUAUUGUUGAAGUUGGAACAAUAGGAUUACACAUAUUGAUUUGUAUUAUUGUUGUUAAUAUUGUUUAAAAAAGACUUGACCCAGUCAAUGUACAGUCCACAAAAUAUGUAUGUUUAUAUGGAAAAAUUAAAAAAAUUGUUUAUAAAAAAUA
Molecule: messenger RNA, 5586 nt
Organism: Pantherophis guttatus
Lineage: Eukaryota; Metazoa; Chordata; Lepidosauria; Squamata; Colubridae
Source: RefSeq, a predicted model, not a curated record